AUGAAGCUGUCAGAAGAUGAAUCUUCACCAUCAAUGUCCAGUAAUACGGCUAAUGCCAAAAAUUUCUCUAGAACACCCACAUCGUGGGACGCACUGGACGAUAUACUCUUGAUGCAUUUGAAGGACCAACAAAAGUUAGGAUGGAAGGAGAUUGCUAGCAACUUUACUAACAGAACUCCCAAUGCAUGUCAAUUUAGGUGGAGACGUUUAAAGUCAGGGAACUUGAAGAACCCGCCAAAAUCAUCAUCUGGGUUGGGAAGUCCGGCAAGUGGCAGUAAGGUACCAGCCACAAGCGGUCUCAAGAAGAGCAAGAAAGGGCCAGGGAAUGCAAGGUCGGUGUCUCCAAGUAAUGAUUCACCCAGUGCAUUUUCAUCGUACUCUCCCAUUACUACUGCUACGUUUACGGGGUAUGAUAAUAAUAUUAAUAAUGCUUUAGCUGGAUUAAACGCAUUAUCAAAUACUCCUUCUAAUAUCUCGAGUCCGAUGCCCAACUACCAUAUAGGCACGAAUACCAACUCAUCUACUCCUGGACUUAACUCUCCAGAUGGGGGUAAUCGAUCCCAUAGUUUGGGUCAUAACCAUUUCGACAAUUCUCCUAGAUCUGAGGUGUCGUUAGACCCCCAGUCACACCAUGGAACUACUACAAAUUCAGGCGGUGGAUACUACGCUGAUAUAUCUAUUGACCCGACGAUGAACUUACCUCAUAAUCAAGCUCACCCGCAUACCCCAGGUCAUUUGACACCACGAAACUCUACGUCUCAAGGCUCGCAAGCUAACUCAAACCGAUCAAAUCAUCAAACUCAUCCAAUACCUCACAAUGUUCACAAUAAUUCUAUAAUUCAGAUUGUCAAAGAUGAUAGAACUUCUGUUUCUUCGGCUACAAGGGCGUCGGUGUCGUCUUUACCUUCCAAAUCAAUGAACAUACCGCAUCAUCAACUGAAUAAUAGUGCAUUGGCCCACUUACCUAUAUUAUUUGGAGGUGGAAGUAGUAUAAGCGGUCCUUCUAGAAAUGCUAGUGUAAGUGGCAUACCUAGUACGUAUCAAUCAACUACAGUUUCUAGCAUCAGAAAUGGAAGUGUUGGAUCCCUGGGUUAUUAUUCGAGAUCAGGAUCUGUUGUUAUUCCAUUUACUGGAGAUAAAAGAGAUGAUGAAAAUUUAAAGCCUGACUUGAAGAAAGCAGAUUUCCCUGCAAAUACAAAAAAAACUCCAAAUAAGACUCAUAAUUCACAAAAGAACACUUCAAAAUCAAGUACGCCAAAUGCACAGGCAACCAUUUUCAAAAUACCUUGGUCAAUGGAAGAGGAUGAGUUAUUAAUCAACCGUCGUAAUCGAGAAUUAUCCUUUGCUGAAUUAUCCAUUUUAUUACCCCAAAGAACUGAAGGUGAAAUAUGGUCUAGAAUUGAUUACUUGGAAAAAUUGAGAAACGGACAUAGAUCGUCUACAUCCAGAGAACAUAGAAAAGGAAGGCAAUCCUCGAUUGGAUUAGAUGACGAUGACGACUUUUAUGAUGAAGUGGACGAUGUAAUAGAUGGAAUUGAUGUGAGCGAAGAUGACGAUGAAGACGAUGAUGUAUUAGUCGAUGAUGACGAAUCGUUACACCAUGGGACUCGGAAGAGAAAGAAGAGAAGAACCAGCUCUGCAGUAAACCCCUUAGCUGUAGGGGAAACACUUAGAAGAAAACUCAAAUAA
This is a messenger RNA of Debaryomyces hansenii CBS767, 1689 nucleotides long. RefSeq names its product Dot6p (gene DOT6). Gene Ontology annotation, cellular component: nucleus. The record is from RefSeq and is a predicted model, not a curated record. The coding region runs from base 1 to 1689 and encodes 562 amino acids. Lineage: Eukaryota; Fungi; Ascomycota; Pichiomycetes; Serinales; Debaryomycetaceae. Gene Ontology annotation, molecular function: RNA polymerase II cis-regulatory region sequence-specific DNA binding; DNA-binding transcription factor activity, RNA polymerase II-specific. The transcript has a single exon. Gene Ontology annotation, biological process: regulation of DNA-templated transcription.